AUGAGUCGAAAAUAUGAUGCAUCUUCCAUCGUUUUCGUAAUAACUGUUGUUUGUAUUUCAUUUCUCCUAAACUUGUCCAUUGCAGCUAAACCAAGAGGGUUUAGUAUGAAGAUGAUUCGCAGCGACUCUAAGGAAUCACCUCUACAUCAAAGGUAUGCUAAUUUAACACAAGCAGAACGGUUUCGAGGACUCGUCGAACAAUCCAAAGCUCGAGUACGUCACCUUGGAUCGGCAAGAGCUGCUGCUUAUAAUAAAAGCAUCUCGAUGAAUCCUGAUAUUGUACGCCCAACUGUUGCAAUGGUGAGGGAGACAGGCUUUUACAUUGGUGAGGUAGGUAUAGGUACUUUCAAUGGUCAAGCACAAACUUUCCGGAAUUUUUAUUUAAUUAUCGAUACCAGUAGCGAUAUUAUAUGGACUCAGUGUCGUGUUGGCAAUCAUUAUUUCUAUCAAGAUGCGGAAUUUUAUGAUCAGCAAGGUUCGACUUCAUAUCAUCCUAUGACUUGUGACGAGAAACCGGAGUACUGUGUCGGUGAUCUUUGCGACGAGGACAACUUUUGUUUGUACCGACAAGGAUACAUGUCCGGAGCACAAUCAUCUGGUGAGCUUGCUCGUGAAACAUUCACUAUAAACUCAAAUGAAGUUGCGCAUACCCUUGAAAGUCAUGAAGGUAUAAUCAUGGGUUGUGGCCUUGACCAAACGGGUUUCGGACAAGUACUUGAUGUUCCUGAGCGUGAGGGUGGUGAGCCGUGGGAUGGGCCAAUACCUUAUAAUGCUCCUAUAGCAGGGUAUCUCGGUUUAGGACGAGGAACUACUGAUUUUUCUUUGGUACUUCAGUUAGAUAAUAAGUUUGAAUACUGCUUGGAGUCGUACGAUCUUCCGGGUGCUGAUGCGUCGCACACGUAUUUAAGAUUCGGUGCAGACACAAUAAUUGGUGGAGGACCUGAAGUACGCAGAACUCCAUUCAUUGAAGAUGCUAACUUCAGGACGCCUUACCACUUGACUCUCCUGGAUAUUAGUUUAGAUGCAGUAAGUGCAGAGUUUAACAAACAUGCUUUCGAGAUUAGGAAGGAUGGAACUGGUGGGACUAUCAUCGAUUCAGCGGCUCCAUUCACCACUAUGGUUAUGCCUCAUUAUGAAAGAGUUAGACAAUUGUUCGUGGACUAUUUCCAUCAACUUGGUAUUGAUCCUAUUGCUGCUGCUCCUCACGCUCUUUUAGAUACUUGUUGGGUUAUACCGGCAGAUUUCAAUGACUAUCCGACAAUGACAUUUCAUUUCCAGGACGCCGAUUUUGUUAUUCUAAAAGAGUCUGGUAUUUUUUCCUAUUUCGAAGAUCACAACUUGCUAUGUCUUGGUAUCGUUGGCUUGGAGGAAGAUGAUGCGUCCUAUCACGUUGUUUUAGGAGCUAUGCAACAGUCUAACAAAAGGAUUAUGUACGAUCUUGCUGACGAGGCCCUCUUUUUUAAGGAAGAGGAAUGCAAUUUUGGUGCAUGA
Molecule: messenger RNA, 1491 nt
Organism: Papaver somniferum (opium poppy)
Lineage: Eukaryota; Viridiplantae; Streptophyta; Magnoliopsida; Ranunculales; Papaveraceae
Product: aspartic proteinase nepenthesin-1-like
Exons: 1
Coding region: 1-1491 (496 amino acids)
Cellular component (GO): extracellular region
Source: RefSeq, a predicted model, not a curated record